Messenger RNA from Acanthoscelides obtectus, 501 nucleotides. The record is from the annotation of a GenBank genome assembly. NCBI's taxonomy places the organism in Eukaryota, Metazoa, Arthropoda, Insecta, Coleoptera, Chrysomelidae.
CUAAACAUCAUGAUUCUCGUACAAUGGAUUGAUAUCAAAAUAGUCAAACAAAGAGACUAUAAAGGUAUAUUCAAUCGCAAUAAAAUGGUGCAGCAGUGCUAUUUGUGUAAAAUUUAUAAACAUCAGGCUGGAGCGGAAUCUUUAAAAUUUCAUUCCCUUCCCAAGACCCCGGAAAGGAGAAAAAGGUGGUUGUCGGCCCUUGGAUUCGAGUAAAACCAUCAAUUUCCUAAGAGGGUGGAGCUAUGUUCCAAGCAUUUUGGAGAAAAUGCGUUUGUUUAUGGAAGUGAGGGACAAAAGACACUCAAGCGGGAUGCGAUUCCUCUCAUCUCUCAUUCUUUGUUUGAUCCUGCAGUAAGCACCAGGUAAACUCUUAAUACAUAAUAGACUAGUUUUUCUAAUACAGUAAACAAAAAAGAAUAGUUGUAUUUAAUAAUAUUUAACAACCACUCAUUUUGAUUCUGAUUCUAUCUGCUGUUUAACUUUUCAUAUAAGAUGUUUCUG